Molecule: messenger RNA, 858 nt
Organism: Papaver somniferum (opium poppy)
Lineage: Eukaryota; Viridiplantae; Streptophyta; Magnoliopsida; Ranunculales; Papaveraceae
Exons: 1
Coding region: 1-858 (285 amino acids)
Source: RefSeq, a predicted model, not a curated record
AUGGUAACAAUAUCCUCCUUCUCGGAUGAUGUUUGGGUAGGUGAGCAGCCCCUAAGAACACUUUUUCCUUCUUUGUUUAAGCUUUCUAAAAAGAAGAAUGUGGUGCUGAGAGAGAUGAUUUCUUCUGAAGGAGCUUGGGAUUUCAAUUUUUUAAGAAGUUUGAAUAUGCAGGAGAUGCUAGAGAUUGUAAACUUGUUGCAGGUGAUUGGUGAGCCAGCUGUUCUUUUGAAUAAUUUGGAUGGAGCUGAAGACAAUAGACACUGGACUUUUGGAAGGGGUGAAGGUUUUUCAGUUGCAAAUGCUUAUUCUGCUAUGGAUCUGGGAGGUUUUCUUUCUUUUCCUUACAAGCAACUCUGGAAUCCUAAAAUCCCCUUAACGGUAGCUUUUUUAGUCUGGACUUUGUGUUAUAAUAGAGCUGCUACUUUGGACAAAUUGCACAGUGCAGGUUUGGUUCAAGACUCAACUUGUCUAUUCUGUGGCCUUCAUGUUGAGACAAACUCUGAUCUUUUCCUGCAUUGUCAAACUAAAAAUGGUAUUUGGGAUUAUUUCUUAAAAAGCUUUGGAGUCAGUUGGGUGCAUUCUCUUGAUGUUAAAAGAACAAUUUGGGAGUGGGGGAAAAGAAAAAGCAAGAAAAUGGUGAAGAAACUAUGGAGUUAUUUGCCAUUUGCUAUUUGGUGGUGCUUACGGAAUGAGAGGAACAAUAGACUUUACAAAAACUUGGCCAGAAACACCAAACAAUUGAUUACUGAGGUCAAAUGUUUAUUGCUCAACUGGACAAUAAACACUGAUAUUUUUAGAGGUUUCAGUUUGUCAACUUUGAUUUGUAAUUGGGACGUUGUAAUGCACGCGUCUAUGUAA